Molecule: messenger RNA, 2724 nt
Organism: Verticillium nonalfalfae
Lineage: Eukaryota; Fungi; Ascomycota; Sordariomycetes; Glomerellales; Plectosphaerellaceae
Gene: NIT4
Product: Nitrogen assimilation transcription factor nit-4
Exons: 2
Coding region: 1-2724 (907 amino acids)
Biological process (GO): regulation of DNA-templated transcription; DNA-templated transcription
Molecular function (GO): zinc ion binding; DNA binding; DNA-binding transcription factor activity, RNA polymerase II-specific
Source: RefSeq, a predicted model, not a curated record
AUGGACGACCCUCAGGUUACUAUCCGCCAGCCUGCCGCUGCUCUGAGCUCCGUCAACGGCCACUCCACAGCGGCGCCUGGCCCCCCGGCAAACAAGAAGAAGCCCCGCCGCGGUGCCGACUCGGCCGCGCAGAAACGGAGAUGCGUGAGCACCGCCUGCAUUGCUUGUCGCCGGAGGAAAUCCAAAUGCGAUGGCGCCCUGCCCAGCUGUGCUGCCUGUGCCAGCGUGUACGGCACUGAGUGCGUUUACGAUCCCAACUCGGACCACCGGCGCAAGGGCGUGUAUCGUGAGAAGAUCGAUAGCAUGAAGGCCCGCACCUCCACUCUGCAGAUUCUCAUCGAAGCCAUCUUGAAUGCCGCCGAGGACGAGGUGCCAGACAUUGUCAAACGGAUCCGGACGUGCGACAGCCUCGACACGGUGGCCGAACAGAUUAUCAAACACGAAGACAACUCGCAGGAGGACGAGCAAGGGUUCGAAGAGACCUUUGAGGAUGAGUACACGACCAACCAACCCGUUGAGGGGGAGCGUGAGCUGGCCCGCAAGAUGGGCGAGCUCCGCCUCGAGAACGGCGCUGUGCGGUUCAUCGGAGGCACGUCUCAUCUCAUCUAUCUCGGCGACCCCAUGGAUGACCGCGUCGAACAGCCUGCGGCCAGCCAACUCGCUGUCAACGAGGACCCCGUCGUCAGUUGGACCACCGUCACCAAGGACAAGGAACUUGUCGCCCACCUCAUGAAUAUGUACUUCAACUGGCACUAUCCCUACUUCGCCACCUUGUCCAAAACCCUCUUCUACCGCGACUUUGUCAAGGGUCGUUACGCCCUACCCACCAAAGGCACAGCGUACUGCUCGCCCUUGCUCGUCAAUGCCAUGCUCGCCCUCGGCUGCCACUUCACAAGCGUUCCGGGCGCCACACCAGAAGAUGGUCGGUCCAAAGGAGAUCAUUUCUUUGCAGAAGCCAAACGGCUCAUCAUCGAAAAUGAUGAAUACGAGAAGCCAAGAUUGACGACGGUACAGGCCCUGGCGCUCAUGUCCGUUCGUGAAGCUGGUUGUGGCCGUGAAGCCAAAGGCUGGGUCUACUCAGGCAUGGCUUUCCGCAUGGCGCAGGACAUCGGUCUUAAUUUCGAUGACGGUGGCAUCUCAGCCGACAGAGAAAACUUGGGAGAGCACGCCGUCGACGCCAGGCGUAUCACCUUUUGGGGAUGUUUCUUGUUCGACAAGUGCUGGUCCAAUUACCUUGGCCGACUGCCACAGAUCCCCAAAAACUCAUACAACGUACCCAAGUAUGACGUUUUCCCUGGGGAGGACGCGGAACUCUGGUCGGCGUAUUCCGAUGCCGGCUUUGAUCGCACAAUCCAGCAGCCGUCACGAACGAGGGCCAUAGGUCUGCAACUCGCGAAGCUCUGUGAAAUCAGUAGUGAUCUGCUCCUCUUUUUCUACCACCCGAACCACAUUGGACGUUCUAGUGGUAAGGCUGUCGAGUUGAAAAAGCUGAGUGAACUGCACCGCCGACUCGAGGACUGGCGCAAAGAGCUUCCUCGAGAACUUGAACCCAAGGAUGGCCAACUGCCAAACGCCAUCCUCAUGCACAUGUUCUUCCACCUACAGUACAUCCAUCUGUUCCGCCCCUUCCUCAAGUAUACCCCUGCGGCCUCGCCCCUACCAUCCCAUGUCUCACCGCGGCGGAUCUGCACCGCCAAUGCCGGUGCCAUAUCCAAGCUCAUGCGCCUCUACAAGAAGACUUGGAACCUGCGCCAGAUUUGCAAUAUUGCAGUCUACAUGGUGCACAGCGCAUGCACCAUUCACAUGCUCAACCUACCCGAGAAGACAGCUCGACGUGACAUCACGCAUGGUGUCAAGCACCUCGAGGAGAUCGCCGAAGAUUGGCCAUGUGCGCGCCGCACUCUUGGCAUCAUCAGUGUUCUCGGUCGGAAAUGGAACGUUGAGCUUCCUGACGAGGCCUCCGUUACCCUUCGUCGCACAGACGAAAAGUAUGGUACCUUCAACACGAGCGACGUCCCGAGUCCUUCCUCAAACCACGGAACCGGCGUUUCUCCGACGGGCUCCAACGACCAUGUGCCAUCGCCCGCUCCUCAACCCACCCAGGGCUACAGUCCCAUCGACCAGUUUAUUCAACCACGCAUACCGGGCGACAUCUCGGCGCAAACCGGGAACUUCCCUCUCGCCAGCCCCUCGCUUGACCUUGCUUCUCUCACAUCAACACCAACCUCGAAUCCACAGGUCCCCCUCACCUCGUGGCCGUCGGCACAGCCCAUUCCUGCCUACCACCGUCCUCAAAAGCAACAACAACAACAUCAACAGGCGCAGCAGCAGCAGCAGCAACAACAAGCACGACAGCAGCAGCAGCAACAACAAGCACAACAGCAGCAGCAGCAAAGACAUCAACGACCGAUGCCCCCACGACCGCUACCUCCCAGCCCCCAGGUCUUCCAAGAGCUCGACCAAGACUGGUUCCUCAACGACGGCGCCAAGUGGCACCAGAACUUCGAGGCUUGGGGCAUGGCGGGCAUGUCCGCAGAACAGAGCCCGCAAAACAUGUUCAUGUUCCAGGGCGGCACUCCCGACAGUAGCGGCAGACAAUAUCGCGUCAAUGGGCCGCAGGCUAACGACGCUCCGCCUCGAAACGGCUCAGAGGAGCGCAUCGGCUUUGAGGCGCUGAGUUCGCUGCGGGACAACCCCGGUUGGCUGCCGCCGGGCCUGGACUAA